Molecule: messenger RNA, 2701 nt
Organism: Sinocyclocheilus grahami
Lineage: Eukaryota; Metazoa; Chordata; Actinopteri; Cypriniformes; Cyprinidae
Product: protocadherin-20-like
Exons: 2
Coding region: 70-2565 (831 amino acids)
Biological process (GO): homophilic cell-cell adhesion
Cellular component (GO): plasma membrane
Molecular function (GO): calcium ion binding
Source: RefSeq, a predicted model, not a curated record
CAGAGUGCUUCUCGUGCUCACAGAGCUCAACAUGUUCUUGAAGAAUGGACAGCUCAAAACCACCACAUAAUGAACUGGAAUAUACUGCAGUGGGUGCUUCUCCUGGCAUCUGCUGGGCAAAUCCAUAGCCGUGCCCUGCGUUUCACCACCCCGGAGGAGCAAGAAGCAGGCGUUAAGAUCGGAAGUCUAAGCACAACCUACUCCGCUCCAUACCGGCUCCUCGAUGAAAGAUACAUCAGAGUGGACGAGAGCACAGGGGAUCUGUUCACUAAAGAGCGCAUAGACAGAGAGGCCUUGUGUCCAUCACAUCAGGAUGGGGACUGUACUUUUUCAAAUACCGCAGUCGUGAGUCUUAAUUUUGAAGUCGUGCCAAUGAUAAUCAUUGUGGAUGAUAUUAAUGACAACGCUCCUAUUUUCGAGAGGAAUGAGAUUCCUCUGCACAUACCUGAAGAUGCAUCAAAUGGGACUGCUUUCCCACUGGAUGACCAAGCCCAGGAUAAGGAUACGGGCGAUAAUGGCGCGAUACGUUACUAUUUGGAAGACUCUGGUGGCUUUUUUAGCAUCAGACAAGACGGGCAUGAACUCGAGCUGGUGGUACAAAGAGAACUGGACCGGGAAACUCAGGAAAACCACCUCUUGGUUCUUGUAGCAGUAGACGGAGGUUCUGUACCACUCAGCACUACAGCUAAUCUCAAUGUAACUGUAACCGAUGUUGAUGACAAUUGCCCAGAGUUUGACACCGACAGUCCCACCGCAGCCAUUGUGUCAGCGUUAGGAGUCAAGGGCACUGCGGUGGCCCAGCUUAGAGCCACAGACAAAGACCUGGGCCAAAAUGCCCAGAUCACAUUCUCCUUCAGCCGUCAGAUCUCAGACAGGGCCAAAGCGCUCUUUCACUUGAAUGGACACACAGGCCUGAUCAGCUUAGCUGUUGACUCGGAGGUUGACAGUCCCGAGGAGCACGCAUUGAAAGUCUUUGCGAAUAGCCCACUUUGUCCCCCUGAGCAAACUCAGGUAAGCGUAUACAUGCAGCCAGUGACGAGCCCAGGGCCGUCCGUAAAGAUCAAGUUUGUCGCCGAGCAUAAACACCAAGUGAUCGUGUUACAAGAAAAUGAGCCCCCCACCGUCUUAGCCCUCUUGGAGCUGGAAGACACCUCUACUGCUAAAGGUACUCUGUCCUUAGAAAAAGACAGCAUGCCGUUUUCUUUGAAGCCGCAAGCAGGCAGCUAUUUGCUUUCAACAUCAAAACCCCUAGAUUUUGAGAUGUGCAGCGAGUAUGAGGUUACAGUUAUUAUUUCUGAUCCUCGUGGCACACGCCUACACAGAAGGGAAGUGAUCAAAGUGCUUGUUGAAGAUGUGAAUGAUAAUGCCCCAAAGUUUGAACAAACACGUUAUGAAAAGGACAUCAGUGAGAACAACGAGCCUGGAGUGUUUCUGCUGAGAGUCCAGGCUAGCGACGCAGACAGCCAGCGGUUUGGCAAAGUAAGGUACAGGCUUACAAAUGGAGGACCUUUCAGAAUCGACGAAGAGAUGGGUGUGAUAUCGGUGGCAGAGACUUUGGAUAGAGAACAGCAGGAGACGUACGUCCUGAUCGUUCUGGCCCGGGACGGCGGCGAACCGUCUCAGGAGGGCUCCGCUAUUGUGUCCGUAAACAUACUGGAUCUGAAUGAUAAUCCACCGGCCUUUCCUACCCCACAUUUCUAUUUCUUCGUGUCUGAGAGCAUUCCACAACUUUCCCAAGUUGGGAAAGUCACAGCAAGUGAUAGUGAUAAAGGAGAGAACGGCCGGAUAGCGGAUGUGCGUAUUUUAAACGACGAAGUCCCUUUUGCCAUAGACCUGGCACAGGGAUCGCUCCGCAGUACUGGUGAUGUCGACCGCGAGAAGCAAGACCGCUAUGAGCUUCUGGUAGUAGCCGUAGACGGCGGCAGUCCGGUCCUUUCCGCUACAGCAAGAAUGACCAUUUUUAUUGAGGAUGUCAAUGAUAAUCAACCCCAGGUCCUUCUUCCUAGCAGCAACCUCUCCUGUCUGACCAUAUCCCCAGCUACUCGAGCAGGAAGCAUGAUAACAAAGAUUUUCGCCAUUGAUGAGGACUCAGGAAUGAAUUCGGAUAUCACUUACCAAAUUAUUGCAUCCAAACCGCCUCUACACAGCCCCUUCCAGAUUGACCAGCACUCAGGAAACAUUACUCUGGUCCAGCACCUGAGCGGCGAGGACUACGGCAUGCACCAGCUCUGCAUAGUCGUUCGCGACGGAGGAAAGCCAGACCCGCUGCAGACCACCGUGUGGGUCCACCUGCUUGUCAACGAGACGUUGGAAACAUGUCACGUGAAUGCCGUUCCGGAUUACUCGCCGCCACGACUGCCUCCUCCAAUGCCUGUCAAAGACUGCAGGUGUGAAUCAAAUGCCUGGCUUAUUUUUUAUUGUGGCCUGUGUCUGAUGGUCAUCUCAGUCUGUGUUCUCCUGGCGGUCGUAGUGGUGUUUAUGAAGCACAGAAAGACAAAAAGGAAAGUCAAACAAAAGAAUGUAUGGGAAACUGGAAAUCUCUGUGAACUGAAACCUUUGAACUAAAGCGAAGGCUCAGCAGAUACACCAAUAAAAUGUUUGUGUAAAUAUUACAAAAGCUUUUUUAUAACCUGCAAAUAAUAUUCUUUGCCUAGUACUUUUUGUUAGUAUUGUAAUAGUAAUAUACUGUAGUAGUAUUAGU